Salvelinus sp. IW2-2015 is the source of this 3745-nucleotide messenger RNA. The record is from RefSeq and is a predicted model, not a curated record. Lineage: Eukaryota; Metazoa; Chordata; Actinopteri; Salmoniformes; Salmonidae.
UACAGCCAGCCAAGCAAUCAAUCCAAGCAGCACAAGGGGAUUUGUAGAAGCGACGUUUGGAGCAAACUUCAAUCUCAAUGGAGUGAAAUCUAUAUUAAAAUAGAUAGGAUGCUAUUUGAAAAUGUUCUAUAGAAAGAAAAAGGAAUUAAAUAAAACUUCAGUUUCAAAGAAGAGUCUUGGGGGAAACUUUGGGUCACACAACUCAUCACUAUCUGUCCUCCAGGAACAACCCACUAGAGAUGGUGGCUUGGAUGUCCCCCUCCCUUUCCCUGCAUCCCUCCAGGACCCCCAGGCUCCUCCCUGCCCCACUACCACCUGUCUGCUGCACCCCAGGCUGGCCACGGCCGCCAGCCCUCCCCCUGUCCUUGGAGCCUGCCUUAGACGGCCCACAGCCCUGAGUCGACAUGCCAGUGCGGCUGGCUUCCCCCUACAGGCGGCUGGAGCCUGGGCCUUCAGUAAGACCCAGGGGAAAGGAGCGAGCCUUACCUCCAGCCCCACCACAGAGGCCUCGGAGGUGGGCAUCGAAGUGGAGGACAUCCCCGCUUUGCUCCGGGACGUGGCUUGCUUCGCUGAGGCUGUGGAGAAACUGAAAGAAAUGGUGCUGGGGGAAGACAGGCAGAUAGAUAACCUCUCAGACAGGCAGCUGGACCGUCGUGACCUGGCCCAGGAGUGUUUGGGAGAGGUGUUGCGUGUGUUGAGGCAGGUGAUCGGUGCCUACCCCCUCCUCAACACUGUAGAGACCCUCACUGCUGCCGGAACACUCAUCUCCAAGGUCAAAGGGUUUAGUUACAAGGACAGCAGUGACAUGGGUAAGCAGGACUUUGAGAAAGCCAUCGAGACCAUGGCUGUGGCUUUCAGUAGCAGUGUGUCGGAACUUCUGAUGGGAGAAGUGGACAGCAGCACCCUCCUGUCUCUACCGCUAACAGAGAGGAGCAGGUCUAUGGAGAACCUGUAUGGCUUAGACUCAGCCCAGGCCAAAGACUGUCAAGGGAGGAGUGACCAGCAGGACUGCUGCAAACUCUCCUCUCUUUCUCUCUCUUGCUCUCAGCCCCAGAUGCCAUUCUUCCAUCUACUCUCUGGCUCUGGAGCAGACUUGGAGCAGAGUGUGGGAGUGCAGCAAACCACUGGCUCCAUACACACUGUUCUACAGCCUCUGAUGCAGUGUAAACAGGAGCAUGAGAGGAGACGCAGAGAGCUCGGGGAGCAGUGGCAGAGGGCCCAGAGGAAACAGACUGAUGCUGAGAGUAGCAUGCGUAAAGCUCGAGGCUCGUACGUGAUUCGCUGUGAGGAAUAUGACAAGGCCAGGGGUCGGGCAGAGGAGGAGCUACAAGGGGGAGCAGGCGGGCUUAAAGCUCUGGACCGGAAGAAGCGAUUGGAGGAGGAGGCCAGAACCAAGGCUGAAGAGGCAGAGGCUGUGUAUCGUGCAUGUAUAUCCGAGGCGGAGGCGCGGCACCAGGAGAGAGAGCAGACUAAGGGCAGCACUCUCAGACAGAUCCAUGAUGUCAUCAGACACACAGACCACACCCUCAGAUCUUGCACAGUGUCGUACUAUCAGCUGCUGCACAUGCAGACAGCAGCGCUGCCAGUCCACUACCAGACUCUGUGUGAGAGCACCAAGCUCUACGAGCCGGGACAACAGUACGCCGCUCACGCAAGACAUCUACACAAGAGCCCAGAGGAUGCCAGACAUCUCUACACGAGCACAGAGGAUGCCAGACAUCUGUCGAACCCAGAGCCUGAAGCUCACUACCACUUCGAGCCCUACUCAUCAAACCAUCUGUCUGGACGCACCCGCCACAACAGCUCUAACACGGAUGUACCAAUCAGCACGGAGACCACACCUCCCACGGACGCACCAAUCAGCACGGAGACCACACCUACCACAGACGAGGAGGGUGGUGCUGAGGAUGGAGUCACACAGAGAUGUGGGCAAGGUCAGCAAUCACACAAGUCCUGGCCGUCAACGAUGAAGGACUCGGACUGUCUUGGAGGAGUCUAUGGUCUGGAGUCCUCCAGCACUGUGUGUGUUUCAGGGCACGUACCUAAAGCCAAUGAAGAACUGGAGGAACAUGAUGGAAACGUCACCUCGUUUGAACAGGAGCCAGAGAUGGCCGUUCCCACUGGUCCCUUCCGGAAUGUGGGAAUGUCCAAGGCAGCAAAGACCCACAGACUCCGCAAGCUCCGCACACCUGCCAAAUGCAGAGAGUGUAACAGCUAUGUGUACUUCCAGGGUGCAGAGUGUGAGGAGUGUUAUCUGGCAUGCCAUAGGCGUUGCUUGGAGAGCCUGGCUAUCCAGUGUGGCCAUAAGAAGCUACAAGGUCGCCUGUCGCUGUUUGGCAGGGACUUCACGCAGGGGCUGGGAGACCCCGAUGGUGUGCCUCUGGUCAUCAGGAAGUGCAUCACAGAGAUAGAGAGCAGGGCUCUUAGGAUGAAGGGUAUCUAUCGUGUGAAUGGGGUGAAGACUCGUGUGGAGAAGCUGUGCCAGGCCUUUGAGAAUGGGAAAGAGCUGGUGGAACUGUCCCAAGCCUUUCCUCAUGAUAUCAGCAACAUGCUCAAACUUUACCUCAGACAGCUGCCAGAGCCUAUCUUUCCCUUCCAUCUCUAUCCAUCUCUGAUGGGGCUGGCCAAGGAGAGCCUGCGUUCUGCGUCUCCUAGCCCAGAUGGAGGUGAGGUGGCUGGGGCAGCAGUGCUGGCAGACCUGGGGGCUGAGACUCCUCUGGAGGUCCUGACUCUGGUCCACAGCCUGAGGGAGCUAAUGCUAACGGAGCUGCCGCAGGCUAAUACAGCCACACUGCGCUAUAUUGCACAGCAUCUGUGCAGGGUGUCUGAGUGUGAGCAGGAGAACAAGAUGAGUCCCAGUAACCUUGGCAUUGUGUUUGGCCCCACCCUGAUGCGUCCCCGUCCCUCUGGGGCCACCGUGGCCCUGUCCUCCCUGGUAGACUACCCCCACCAGGCCCGCAUCGUAGAGACUCUCAUAGUCUUCUACAGCACCCUCUUCCAUGACGGCUCCCCAGUUUCCCCCUUAGCCCUAAGCCAGAGCCAGGACGGUGGGGGGGAGGAGGGGAGAGACAAGACAGAAUCACAACACGACGGGGGUGAGACGCCAGACAACCACACUGAGAGACCAGUGGAAUCAGACUGAGGAGGAACCCUCAGCCGCAGCACCCACUGAUCCUCUCUGGACCUGAACUCUUCAACAAAGAACUUCUGGAAAAAAUGGAAUUCAGUUUUUCAAAUGAAAAAGUACUUUAGUGAAUUCUACAAAUUGGAAUUCAUUUGGGAAAUUGUAGUUGAAAUGAAAGUGGUGCCAACUUACUGUUUAUAUGCGUUGACUACUGAUGAAAACGUUAGUACACUGAGUGGAUAGCAGAAUAUCAUAUUGCUGUUGUGUGAACGUGUUAAUUUCAUUGCAUGACUUGAGGUAUGAUUUUCUAAACCAGUUUUGCCAAAAUGCUGCACAAAGCUAUUUGUAUUGUUUUAAUUACCUGGUGCGUUACCAGGAAGGAAUGUGAGAUUCAGUGUUGUUGUGCCUGCAGUUUCCUCUUUCUGUAUACCCCUUGUAUGGUGUAUUCAUAUGGUAUGUCUAUACUCCAGCCUACCAUCUGCCUGUGUACUCACGCCACUGCAUCAGCACUGCUGCUGGUUGGUGUGCUAGUCAUUGAGAGAUGAUAUGUUUAUAUUGUUACAGUUCUAACAUGAUUUGUUGUAUAUCCUCGGUGACAUAAAAUUCAACAGUCAAGCGCUA